Molecule: messenger RNA, 10696 nt
Organism: Schistosoma haematobium
Lineage: Eukaryota; Metazoa; Platyhelminthes; Trematoda; Strigeidida; Schistosomatidae
Gene: AEBP2
Product: Zinc finger protein aebp2, variant 2
Exons: 3
Coding region: 5931-7154 (407 amino acids)
Biological process (GO): regulation of transcription by RNA polymerase II
Cellular component (GO): ESC/E(Z) complex
Source: RefSeq, a predicted model, not a curated record
ACAACUUGCAUUUCGAGGGAGAGAAGCGCAUUCCAAACAUUCUGGCAUUGUUGCUCAGUGCUACCAGAAGACUCUGCAUUUUGUCAGCGUCUUCACCAAACAGGACUAUGUCAUCUGCGUAUUCUAAAUCGAUAAGUGGACCUCCUGGAUGGAGAUCAAUACCCGAGAACUCAGUCGACGAGAAAGUUAUUUCCAUCAGUAGAUCUAUGAUGAAGUUAAACAAAAAUGGGGAAAGUGGACAGCCUUGACGGACACCACUUGAGGUUGCUUAGUGCGCUUAGUGCGACACCAACGCUAGCAAGACCAGACGAAGAUGCCACAGGGUCCCCGGGUAAGCGCACGUAAAACAAAAGCGACAGAUGAAGAGCGAAUUUGUAGUACUUCACCAGAGUCUUGAAUACGGGUCUCGGACAGACAGCAGACAUCGAUAUUAAGACUUUCCAAAGACAUAGCCAGCCCUAUCUGUUGUCCGACCUGCAUAAGUGUGCGAACGUUGAAGGCAGCCAGUUUGAAUGGUGCACGUGGUUUCAGAAAACCUGCUUCAGUAUUCGUAUUCGGUGGUAGCAUACAAUUUUCAACCAGGCAGUGAUUCGAGAACGUUUAGAUAGAACUGAGUUUCCACCAUAGGCGAGUUGCUGUGUAAGUCGAAAAAUAAGGAUACAUAAAGUGGGAAUAAAAUCGAGUGAAUAAAUGGCGUAGAAAAGAAUAAUAAUAACAAUAAUAGAAAAGUAUUUUCCAUAAAUAUCGACAUUUCAUCAUAUUUGUGUGAGGGCUGCGAUACUGCCCGGAUGCCCAGACCGAAGCAGGUGGUUUUCUUAGGGGGCCACACCCGGAGCCUUCGACCUAAAGGUCUAACCCACAAGGCAGUGGAGCAUCGUGAGGAGAUGCAGUCCCAUGAUAGCCGGUGACCAACGACUGGUUCGUACGCCAUGUGCACCAUUGGUUUGGGAUCCGGUUAAAGAGUCGGAUAUUCGCUUUUCGUCCUCUCAUUUUCGUAAACAACCUCCCGCCACGGAAAGGCAGUGAGUAGGACUUCCCUGGCAGAGGCUAUAUACACGUGGCCGUGUGAGAGUAUUUUGAGAGGGAGGGCGGGCCUACCCCACUCUCGGCCAUUCUGGGAACUGGAUGUAAUCCAAUCUGACUGGUCUCGAUCGCUGAUCACAAAUCAAAUGACUUGUAUGGUGCAUAGAUAUUCAGUGCCCCUUCAUACUAAUGUUCACCUAAUUUGGGAGUUUGGCAUCUGACGAAAUCUCGGCACGGUAUGAGAAGGCUCGAUUGGCUUUCGCCGAAUCGCGUCACUUGUGGCAUAGUCUAGAUAUCCAUCUUCCUAUCAACGGGGAGUUUACUGCUUAGUAGUCUACUCCACUCUACUUUAUGGAUGUGAAACCUGGUCAUCAAGAGUAGAGGAUAUUCUCAGGUGUCUACAAACAUUGCUCAUGAAUUUUUGGACCACGGAGUAAGCAUAGCCUGGGUUAAGAUGGGGAAUUGGUUUAUGAUGUAGUAAAUCUUCAUUAACUGAAGUGGUGAGAACAUGCAUUACGCAUGUCCACCCAUCGCCUACCUCAACAGGCAAUGUUUUUUGGUGUAGGAGUAGUCUGGAAGAAAGCUAGGGGCGGCCAGACCAAAACAUGGCAUCAGUCUAUGAUGUCACUGACAGUUGAACUUAGACGUGCUAUUAGGUACAGACUACCUGGUUAGGAUCCACGUGAUUAUCGUAACAAAUGGUUUAAGACUUUGAAUGACCUGACUCAAGAUCGUUUGCAGUGGCGUAGGUACAUCCGUGCUUUGUCUUUCCCCGAAUUCUAAAUUCCUCAUAACUUCCUUUAUACUUUUAUUUCGUCAAUUUAUAUUUUCUUUUUGAUCCUCAUCUUCGAUACCUAAUCUUUCCUAUUACCACUAAUUCUGUAACUACCUCUUCCGAAAUUUGGCCUUGAAAAUUCAUCUCUCUAUGCUAAUGGGGUAUGUUAACCGAUUUACAUACAUACAGGCUCUACGUUGUGACUGAAUGAAUGUCGACAGCGUACAUUAAAGACCUCAUUAAGUGUUACUGACUAACGCUUAAGUUAUGUUUUACUGUGGAUUUUUGUAAGCGAAUUAGUAUCGCACUCUCUGGCCUCUGUUCAAUUUCCAUUCCUUAUUACAAAUACUUCGGAAUAAACUUUUAAAGUUGGUGCUCUGAGAAAUAACUAACAAUCAGCAAGAAAAACAAAAUUAAUUAAACUUAGCAUGCCUGGCCGUUACUGCUACCUUGACGUGGUGAUCGGGCUAGCCUAUCGUGAUGAACGAAUCGGGCUAUACUGGCUGGGACAAUCUUUCCCCAAGGUCCUAACAUCCCAGGCAGAUCGGUUGAAUAACGGUAAGAUGGAAAACAGCAAACCCAAGGUUCGUUCUGCUAACUGUACAGAGGUGUGAUGGCAGUAAGGUGUUUACUUCAGACAAUCAGCAUAACAUCUAUUCUGCCUUCCCACGAAGGAACCGUGAGGUUAGGUCGACCCUGAUAAUGCACACCUCGUCUCAUCCCGCGAAUUUUAGCCUCCUGCGGUAAGGUAUCAACAAGUAUGGAGCGAACACAAAAAGUCGUGUGUGACUGGCCUCAAGCAGUUGUCCCUUCGACAUUGCGGUCAAGCUAUCAGGUCACGAAGACCAACUGUAACCCUCUUUCGUUUUCAGGCACCUCAAGGAGAACCGUUCUACUGUGUGAGUAACGGGAAAGUGAUAACCGCCUUCAUACUUCUAACAGCACUUAUGACCACAAACUUCACAUGGUUUAUAGAAACAGUCUACGUUAGCAGUUGCAACUUGAAUAUAUCGCAAAAAACUGUAUCUUUACUACUUGUUGGUGAUUAUUUUUUUACGUUGCGAGCGAUCAUUUUCGCUAAAUAGAUUUUCACACAAGUGGCAACCUCAGAUCCAUCAUAAUUAAAUGAUUAUGUAUAUCUUCUCUAUCAACAAAUCCUUGUGUAUUCUUCGGUUUUUAGGAUUGUAUAUCAUGAUGGAGCUGACGAUCAAUAUCUGUCUCUAAUUUUAAAGAGAAGCAUGACACACACAGUUUGCACUCAACUAAAACCUUCACUGUCUGUUCGGACUCGUGCUCUAACAAACAAGUCGCACACUAGGUUGGCCAGUAAACUGUCGUUGUUAUCUGAUUCUUUGAAUCUGCGUCAUCGGAACAGGAAUGUAGAAAGAAGAAAUCACUUCAAGCAUCGUCAUGUUUUCUUAAAUAGGGAUGAUUGUUUACCUGACCCCAAAUCGCCUGUAGAAGACAACGGUCUCAAAGAACAGUCUGUGAUCAAUUCAAUCCAAGAUACCUCUGCUUCUUCUGUUUCAUCUACUUCCUGUGGGUCUAGUAGUAUGUCCUCCGUUUGUAAGUGGAAGGGUUGUGGGUGUGUUGACAUUGAAAGGACUCAGUUGAUCAAUCACAUUCAACAAAUUCAUGUCGUCCCACAGUUAUCCAGUCGGCGAAAAUAUUUUAGUUGUUUGUGGCAGGAUUGUCGUGUGUUUGGAAGACCUAGUGUUUCGGCUGCGUGGCUGGAACAACAUAUACUUCAUCAUACGGAUGCCAAAGGAAAACCAUUUAGAUGCAUUUUCGAUGCAUGCACAUUACGAUUUUCUACUUCCACAUUGUUAGAACGUCAUGUUCAACGGACACAUAUGCGCACAAAUCGUAUCAAUAGUGAUUCCUUACCCAAAGUAUCUCUAACUGACAAGAACAUACUUUGUCAGCCACAUUCAGAAGAAAUAACUAAUUUACAAAAUCCAUUAAAGAAAUGUACUUCGCUAUCUACCAAAAAAAAUUUGCGCAAACGUAAGAAAACGCGAACUUACCGAGUUCGUCGCUUGGAUUUUUAUGAUUACAGAAGUCAAAUACUGGUUAAAAACAAGUUGAAAAUUUCAUAUCUUCUAAAUAAGGAGCUCACAACAAAAAAUAAUCGUGAACGAUCUCGCAUUUUACCACUGAGUUUUUACAAGUUACCUUUGAAACUUUAUGACAAAUCUACAAAUUCGCGUGCACGUCCCAAUGUUAAUCCACCAAAUAUCAUGGUUAGUAAAGAAUCGACCCUACCAUCAUUGUUGAGGCAUACAAAAGAUGUUCAUCAGCACAUAUCAUUGCUGUUGACAACUCCUCAUACGGUAAGUUAAUAUACAAUCGAUUGCAGUUGGGGAAACUUAAUAUGUAAAUUAUAUCAGUAUCACAAAUCGUUGUAGUACAUGAUUAGAAUAAUAAUGAUCCUACUUAGAAUUCAGAUUAAGACACUGUUUUCGAAGUGAAGGCAAUAAGUACAUAAGUAUUUUAUUGGUUUCUUAACUUAUUCUGUUCACUUAUGUCAAUCACUACUCCACUCAUAACAAUUGCUGAAGCCCCCACCUCUUGUCACAAUUCUGAUGACAAUUACCGUUGGAAAAAUCUCGUUUCGCUUUGUUAUUCAAGCAAAUAGUAUUGAUUACUAUUUCGUCACACUCAUUUUUAUUUUACACUGUCACUUCUCAGUUUUUCUUUGUUUUCACCUUAUGUAUUCUUUAUUUGUCAAAUCACCCAGCAGCUCAUCUAUGAUGGAAGUUCUGUCCUAUUUAAGCAAUCUCAUGUCACAGUUUAGUCGAAUUUAUGGAUGCUUCCACGGAAUGCGAUUGUUAAUACACCUUUUAUGGAUCAAAGUAUCUCAUCCAAACUGGCCUCCUUCAACAGUCACAUAUUGAUGAGGAUAGGACAACAGAUACGUUUGGCCGUCAUUGGAAAGUCUUGGUGUCGACAUCUGUUGUACCUCUGAGACCAGUAUUCAAGACUCUGAUGAAGCACUACAAAUUCUCUUCAUCUGUCGAUUCGUAAAGCUUGUUGACGUGCGCAUAUUCAAGGACUUUGUGACAUCUUUGUCGGGUUUAGCUGCCAUGGGCGUUGUAUUAAGUCAUAUGGCAGAGGCAGCACUAAUUGAUUAUAUCCCCCAUUAACAGUCGUUUAUGUGUCGUCAGAUCGGAAAGCUCAAUCAAGAUGAGGAUGGACUGGCGUGUGAAACAGUCUUUUUGCUAUCUUCGCCUAUGUUCCGACACAUUGCAGUAUAGAUCCAAUAAAGGAUGAGUUGCACUACCAAAUUGUUUGUCUGGAGAAAGCGCGCCCGAUAGAUAUCGUAGUGCCAGACGGAGAUUUGAAUGUGCAGGUCAGGCAUCUAGGGACAGAGGACAGUUGCUUGGGUGGCUGCCCAAUGAAGACUCGUUGGUUGCAGGUCGGAUAACGGUAACCGUCUUCUACAAGCAACAACUUACUUUCAGCCAGCACCAACUUCUGUCACAGUCAUUCCUGAUGUACUAACUGACGUCCUGCAUCCCCAACUCAAUCUUCGACUCAGACUGCUCAUAUAGCGAUUAGAUACUGCUAGAAUAGUUAUGUACACGACUACCGCUCCUUUUAGAGUUCCUAUCUGGACUUCAAUCAUGGUUUGGUUAGCGAUAAUCUUAUCUUACGUUUCAGUGGUCGAAAAUUUCAUUGUCCUAAACGGAUUGAUCCAGGCAAAUCCACUACAACCUUUGCUACAACUAGUUGUCAAGUCGAGUUAUAUUGAAAUCUAGCUAUCAACCCGUGGAAAAGUAUGGAUAAGAGGUAGAUGCGUUUGCUCGACACCAUGGAAAUGGUGGGUUACGUUUCUUGUGGCUUUGUGAAACGUCCCGCUUAUAUGCACUGGGUUUCUACCGACUCCUUACAACUUCUUGAGGCACGUUUGUCUACCUCGGGUGACCACGAGUUUGACCACGAACGGAGACUGUUAGGUAAUGAAAUGAGGCAAAGCUUGCGUAAUGUUCAAGAAAAAUGGGGGUCGGAGCGUGCCAAUGAGUUAGAAGCAGCAGUUGUAUCUGGUAACUGCCGGAAGCUCUUUUGACCUAUCUCAGUCACUGGCAGCAAAAAGUCUGGUGUGAGCGAGACAAUCUGUGAGGAUGAUGGGAUGCCAAUCACUAACAUCCAUCGACGUCUUGGACGAUGGGCAGAAUUCUUCGAACAGCAGUUCAAAUGGCCCGCUGUUCCGGCAACAUCGGUCAGACUGUCCUGCCCUCCAUGGCCGGUGACGACUGAUCCACCAAAUGAAGCGGAAGUCCGCAAGGAGCUCCAACUCUUGAAGCGCUACAAAUCACCAGGCCCAGAUGACUUACCUCCGGCUCUUUUUAAAGAUAGUGGUGACUUUUUGACUAAAAAAUUGACGACGUUGUUUACAAAGGUUUGGGAACUAGAGAGUGUACCAACGUCAUGGAAUGAGUCGAUAGUUGUUCCUAUCUUUAAAAAGGCUUCACGUCAUUUCUGUAUCAAAUAUCGGGGGAUAAGCCUACUUCCGAUUGCGUCCAAACUAUUGGCUUCCGUCAUACUUCGUAGAUUGUUCAAAACCCGAGAAAGAUUGACUCGCGAGGAGCAGGCUGGGUUUCGUUCUGGUCGAGGAUGUAUUGAUCAUAUCUUCACCCUUCGCCAAAUGUUAGAACACCGCCAUACUUAUCAAAGGCCAACAAUCGUAGUGUUUCUUGACAUCAGAGCUGCAUUCGAUUCGUUGGACAGGACUGUUCUCUGGGAUUGUCUAUUGAAGAAGGGUGUGCCUAAGAAGUUUAUUAACAUCCUAAAAGCCCUAUAUACAAACACCUCAGGCAGAGUGAGGGCAUACAACUACCUCCCUCCAUUGUUCCAUUCCAGCGGUGGGGUUAGGCAGGGUUGCACAAUCUCACCAUUCCUCUUCAACUUUGCGAUCGAUGACAUUGUGGAAACAGCUCUGAUGAAUGUAAGUAAUGGUGGUGCGGAUCUGUUGUCUGGAGAAAGACUUCUCGACCUUGAGUAUGCGGACGAUAUUGUCUUACUGCGUGAUAAUACCCAAGGCAUGCAAUCCGCACUUAAUCAGUUGGCAAUCAGUGUCCGUAGGUACGGUAUGUGCUUUGCACCUUCGAAGUGCAAAGUACUUCUACAAGACUGGCAGGAUUCCAAUCCUGUACUCACCCUGGAUGGUGAGCAGAUAGAAAUAAUCGAGAAGUUCGCGUAUCUAGGUAGCUGCAUAAUUGCUGGUGGUGGCGUGAAUGACGAGAUCAAUUCACGUGUAGUGAAAGCCGGAGAGGCUUAUGCCAAUCUGGGCCAUCUUUGGCGCCUUCGUGAUGUUAGUCUGGAUGUAAAGGUCGGAUCUACAACGCGUUGGUGAGAGCAGUUCUGCUCUAUGCUUGUGAAACCUGGUCUCUCCGAGUUGAGGAUAUUAGAUGAUUCUGUGUUUAAUCAUCGUUGUCUCCUAAGGAUUGCUGACAUCCAGUGGCAACACCAUGUUAGUAAUACAGAGGUUCGGCAUCGUGUGUUCGGGCACAGAGAUGAUAAUGCAAUUGGUGUCACCAUCUUGAAACAUCGACUUCGGUGUCUUGGACAUGUUCUACGAAUGUCGUCCCAGAGAAUUCCACGUCGUGCAUUAUUUGCCGACUCUGGGACUGGUUGGAAGAAGCGGAGAGGUGGUCAGUGCAUGACAUGGUGUCGUGGCAUGAAAGAAAGCUGCAAAUGGCUGGCUUCUGUUGGUCCUUCAUGACUCCCUUGUUGAGGUCCGAGAAACGGUGCUACACAGUGGCUAGGGACGUUAUCAGAUAUGGCUCAGAAUAGAAGCCAGCGGCGAUCCUGCUGUAACAUUCUUUUAUUUUCUUCAUAAAAAAUGGACGUAACUUCUCUAACUGGAAGAAUUUUUUCUUGUUGUGCCUUUGCUAACUGAAUUGUUUCUUCUAUUAUAAUUACAAUUAUUAUCAAUAAUUUCACUCAUAAACUAAUUUUUGUUCCUUAUUCUUGCUUUGUUAUACGCACUUCACAUUUUUCAUCUCCUUACAUCCUCAUUAUUAUUGUGUGGUGUAGAUGUAUUUGUUGCCGUAUUGUACCAAUUUUUGUGUGUUCAAGUAAAUAUAAAUAAAAUAAUGCGAAAGUUUUAUAGACAGCAGUAGUACUUGUUAACUGCUGGAAGAUAUUUCAACCCAUCCGAGCUUCUGUCAGCGAAAUACCUGGCUUGAAGGAUAAAAUCUCUAGACCUGAUGGGACGCUAGUCAACGACAUCCUAGACAAUGUGUGCUUUUUCAGAAACAGUUCAUCUCUUCUGCUGCUCAUAGAUGGCGCAGAACCCACAAAAGACUGACUAACGAGAAGACCGGUUUACGUUUAGGUCGUUGAUGCAUUUGUCGCAUUUUUACCCUCUGUCAAAUGUUAUAUCACUGCCAUAUUUAUUCCAGGCCAACAAUUGUUGUGCUUCUUAGUAAUACGGCUGCAUUCCAGCCAUUGGCUAGGACUGUACUCUGGGAUUGUCCGUUAAAGUGUGUGCCUUAAAAAUUGAUCAGUAUUUGAAAGGCUACUUACAUAGACAGCUCAGUCAGAGUGGCUUCAUACAAUCAUUCCCUAUUGUCCCAUUCAGGCAGUGGUGUUAGACAGGGCUUCUCAUAAUCACUAUCCGUCUCCAACUUUGUCAUCGAUAACAUUCUGGGAGAAUAUUUGGUGGUAAUAAGUAGUAGUGAUGUGUAUCAGUUACCUAAAAAAUUUCGAUCUUAUGUACGCGGACGGUUUUAUCUUUAAUGUGAGGUGAUACUCAAAUUAUGAGUAUCACGCUCAGUCGAUUUGGAAUCAAUACUCGUAAGUGUAACACGUACCUGCACCUUCACAGACUCUUGUUUGUGAACUGUUUAAAGUAGUUGAAAAGUUCAUGUAUAUGGUUAGAUGCAUGAGUGGCGAUAACAAAGUGAUAAAUGAAAUCAGUCUGUGUGUAUUUAUGGCCGCUGGAGGUUACGUUAAUGUGAGCCCUUUUUGACAUCGUCGUGAAUGUUAGUCAGGUUUACAAAGCGUUAGCAAGAGUAAUUUCCUAUGGUCACAAAACCUUGCACCUCUAAUUUGAGGAUGUUAGACUAUUUUCUGUGUUCGAUUCUUCAAUGAAAUGUGCAACACCAUCGACCUUAGUAAUUAGUGUCACACUGGAUUCAAUGGAUUACACGUGAAUUCCAAAGGCUUCUAUAUCGAGCUUUGCUACCGACGCUUAGACUAAAUGGGAAAGUAGAGAAGUGAUCAGUUUUUGAAUUGGUACCGUAGUAUGAAUAAAAGUGAAAUAGGACUGGAACCUACAGGUCUACCACGACCCCCUGGUUUUGGAUCCUAACGAGGUUAUGCAACUCAGUGACCCAAGAUAUCAAACAUGGCUUGGAACAGAAAUGGCUGGUGAUUCUGACGUAGUUUCUUUUUACUUUUUGAUAACUUCAACUUCGUGUGUAUUAUCAACUGGACUAAUUCUUCCGUUAUUUACUUUUUUCGUUAAUUAUUCCACUUAGUUUAAUUUCUCCUCUUCGGAUGUAUAACUUUUUCCUCAUCAAGUUAUCCAUACUUUUUGUGGUGCCUUUUUUUUUAUCUCCCAUUGGAGUGGAUUUUAUGUUCUAAAAUAAAUAAAACAAUAACGGUAAUCUGUAGCUGAAGAAAUUGAGUGACAUGUCUAAAAACCGGUCACAUUAACUCAGAUGCAUUCAUUUUUUAUCUUCCUCUAGAUCUUGAGUUCACUAUUCCUUGUGACAUAUUUUUCUGUUGUCUUUUAGCGCCAUAUUCUCAAUGUUUAACCUCUCCUAUUAUGAUUUCUACUACGGCUGUUCAUCUUGUUGGCCUUAUGUGUUAUAGUAUGUUAUAUAUAUGUCACACCAAGGAAGUGACAAAUAUUUUAAUGACACAUAUGUCAGAAAUAGGUCAUAACUUUACAGUAUUUUUAGUGGCAGUAAGCACAUACUGGAUAAUAAUAAUAUUGAUUUUUUUUGUUUAAAAACAGUUAGGCAACCCAGAUGUUAUUUAGGAUAGUAAACCAAAAUGCCCUUGGACUCACGUCCUUGUACAAAUAAUUUCUGUGUUAAUGACUAGUCCGAAUUCAACUAUGCUUUUCAAGGUUGUAUGCCUAUGGGUUAAUAUUAACUUUCAUAAACAUUGAGUUAAUUAUUUAAACAAAAUUACUUAAUAGUAUGCGACCGAUAAAUAAUUAUUACUUCAAUAUAUAUUGAUCGUGACUCUCAGUUUGUUGGUCGACGUAUUUCUCUGGAUCAUCGAUGUGAAUUUCUCGUACGCUGGAUUAGCGGUUCUGGACAUAGUGUUAUCCCACCUACUUGGAUGUUCGAAGAGGAACUUAAUGUGGCAGCUCAUUUGGAAAGUAUUUUGUGAAAUGUGCAAUAAUGUGAUCUCGUUUCAUGCGGCAACAACCCGACGGUUUAUUGCUGCAUUUUGCUGUUAGUUCCAAUUGAUGGACAGCAACAUACGGGCUUUCGAUCCUCUGUUGUAUUCAUCUAAUAUGUUGCACUCAGCUGUGAAAACUGUUUGUAUCGUUUUGACCAACUUACUUUAUCAGUUCUUGUUUGUUAGUGUUUAUUUAUUUACUUCCCCUCAGUCUUCAUGUUCGUCUAGCUUACCUACUUACUAACUUAAUUGUUUAUAUUUGUGAUCAUGUAUGAUACAUUUUUGCUUUUGCUCAAUCUAGGUGGCACAUACGUAUUUAUUAUGAUGUUAGGAUUUUCCCAAACAUUUCUCACCUUAUAGGCUUUCUUUGAAAUAUACGUGAUGUAAUUCCUUAUAACUGUGAGCUUGAUUUCGGUUACUGAAGGUUGAGUCAGGACAAGAUUUGUCAAAUAUAUAUUCUGAAUAGCAUGGUACAGAAACAAUCAAAGCGUCUACGACCCCACCGAUUGUUCCUUUCAAUGUCGUGAAAAUUAG